CAGCGCUCGAGCGCGGAUGUCUCUUCUAAUAAAUCGGCUAUUGGAAAAAAAUAAAUAAAUAGAAAUUCAUAUAAAAAGUGCUCGUGUUUAGAGUUCGUAGUUCGAAAACUAUCCAAAUGAGGCGCCAUAGCCAGGCAGCGGAUACGCAACAUAUAGUGUCGUCGUCCUCGCAGCAGGACACACCCACUUUAGUGUCCCAAUCCCCAGAUACAUAUUCGAAUGGAUCUACCGCACGACAGGAGCAGGAGAAACGUGAGAUCGCAGGCGAUGCUCAGGAAGAUUUUGGCUAUACUCAUACGCUGAUGUAUGGCAGGUAUUCUAGGGAUCUGCAACAAUUUGCUGGCGAUGAGGCCCGAAGAUUGCGCAAGCUCGCCAAGUUGCGCAAACAGGAGGAUAAGCUUAGAAGUCAGUUGCUUCAACUGGAAUCAAAUGAGCCCACGCGUCUGCACAGCAUGUCCUCCUGGGUCUGGCAUCAUAUAUCCGAUCGCCUGAGCAAGGAUUGGAUAUUUCUAACAACCUGUGCCAUUAUCAUGGCCGUCAUAUCUUUCGCCAUGGAUGAAGGCAUUCGAUUGUUUACUGCAGUACGUUUUUGGUUCUACAAUGAUAUUACCGGAGAUCCAUUUGCUAGGUAUUUGACUUGGGUUACAAUACCUGUCUUGAUGAUCUUGAUUACAACUACGUUUAUACAUUACUUGGCUCCCCAAGCUGCAGGAUCCGGAAUACCCGAAAUGAAAACCAUUCUGCGUGGCGUUCCCCUCAAGAACUAUCUCACGUUUAAGACCCUGAUAGCCAAGGUAUUGGGUCUCACAUUCGUUUUGGGCAGUGGCAUGCCACUGGGCAAGGAGGGUCCCUAUGUGCACAUUGCCAGCAUUGUGGCGCAUCUGCUUAGCAAGAUGGCCACGCCCUUCCGCAGUAUCUAUCAGAACGAAUCACGCAGCACCGAAAUGCUGGCCGCUGCCUGCGCCUUGGGCCUAGGCACCUGUUUCGCAGCACCCAUUGGAGCUGUGCUCUUCAGCAUCGAGGUGACCACCACAUACUUUGCGGUGCGCAAUUAUUGGCGUGGUUUCUUUGGCUGCGUAGUGGGCGCUUCGGCAGUGCGCCUUUUGGCCGUCUGGUUCCAGGGCGCUGACACAGUUACAGCCGUCUAUCCCACCUAUAUAAGCACAGAAUUUCCUUUUGAUUCGAGGGAGCUUGUCUUCUUUGCCUUAACUGGAGCUCUUUGUGGACUGCUGGGCGCCUCCUUUGUCUGGGUCCAUAGACAUUAUGUGCUCUUCAUACGUUCCAGCAAGAAACUGAAUAAGUUUCUACAAAAGAAUCGUCUCUUAUAUCCCGGUAUACUGGCUCUGCUAAUAUCCUCACUGACCUUUCCGUUGGGCACUGGGCAGUUUCUUGGCGGGGAUAUUAGCACUGAAGAUCAGUUGACGCAGCUAUUUAGCAACUUUACCUGGACAGAAAAAAACCUUAGUGAGAAGCAGGCGAACAUUGUCGCAAAGUGGUCAACCAAGUACACGAACAUCUUUGGCAAUCUCAUAUACUUUACGCUUUACCAUUACUUUUUAUCCAUUAUUGGCUCCACAAUGGCCGUGCCGCAUGGCAUGUUCAUUCCAGCUUUGAAGAUUGGCAGCGGAUUUGGCCGUUUGGUGGGUGAAUUUGUCGCCUGGAUCUUUCCACUGGGCAUGCGGUAUGGCGAUUGCAUGUCCCCCAUUAUGCCCGCAGCGUAUGCGAUUGUGGGCGCGGCUGCCUUUUCCGGCUCGGUGACUCACUCGAUUUCUGUGGCUGUUGUGGUGUUCGAGAUUACCGGACAAAUUGCGUUCGUGGUGCCCGUCCUGGUAGCUGUGCUGGUGGCCAAUGCCGUGGCCUCCCUGCUGCAACCCUCCAUGUAUGAGAGCGUCAUUAUGAUCAAGAAGCUGCCCUACCUGCCCGAUCUGCUGUACACUAACUCCUCGCUGUACAACAAGCAUGUGUCUGACUUUAUGCUGCACGAUGUUAAGUACAUUUGGCAGGGGAUCACCUACCAGAAGCUCAAGGACGUGCUCAGAAUGAACAAAAAGCUGCGAUCAAUUCCACUAGUGGAUAGUCCAGAGAAGAUGAUACUGCUUGGCUCUGUGCAGCGGCAGGAGCUGGUGAAAUUGAUCGAAGAUCAAGUUGGACGUGAAAAGCGCAUGGAAAUGGCUCAAAGAUGGCUCACGGAGGAGCUCAGCGAUCAAGCCACCGAGCGACGACCAUCACGCUUUGAGGUUGUGCCUGCCCAGGAUCCGCAAAAAUCCAAUUUGAAGCAGAGUAAUCAGCAGUCGAACGACUCGCUGAACAGCAACUCCGAAUCCCGUUUGCGUUCGACCUUUCAGUCUGUAUUUAAGAAGUCCUCGGAGUCAGAUCUGGAUCUGGAAAUCGGUACCAAUGAGCACCUGCAGCCGGUGACCAGUCCCUCAAAGCGAGUACACCUCAUCGGCGAUCGCGUUGUCGAUAUGUCACCCGAGGGCAAAAAGCUUUGGGAACUGGAUCAAUUGAGCAAACCCAUAGACUUUUAUAAUUCGGCGGCCCGCAUUGAUCCCUCGCCCUUCCAGCUGGUGGAACGCACCUCAUUGCUACGAGUGCACUCCCUGUUCUCCAUGAUGGGCGUUAAUCAUGCCUAUGUGACCCAAAUUGGCCGCCUUGUGGGCGUCGUCAGCCUGAAGGAGCUGCUCAAGGCCAUUGAGGACAUCAACAAUCAGCGCUUUGAACCAUCAGUUCGUGAGCAGCAACCGGAUGUGAAGCCCUUGCUGGCUGGCAGUUCCAGUGACGAGGGCGUCAAUAACACCAUCACCUCGGUAAAUUCAAUAUCUGGCGAGAUUCGAGCAAAUCUUAGGGAGACACAAGGAAUUGAGCCACCCAAUCAUGGCACACACACCUCUGUCUAGCCAGAAAACUAAGAGGAAUCAUGAACUACAUCAGUUUACAUAAGCCCCAACCAAAUUUUCCUAAUAUAUGACACAAUAGAGUUGAACUUCAUUGGUUAUACUAAGAGUAUGGAGCAGGACUCGAAAUCACAGUUGUUAUUAAUCAAACAACCUAUAGAAAUUAAAUCCAAAUGACUGGACUCAUCUGGUUUAGAAUGAAACGAACAUUAGCAGUACUAAUACCCUGUUUUUAAGAGCAACAAAUA
Molecule: messenger RNA, 3142 nt
Organism: Drosophila hydei
Lineage: Eukaryota; Metazoa; Arthropoda; Insecta; Diptera; Drosophilidae
Product: chloride channel protein 2-like
Exons: 13
Coding region: 117-2897 (926 amino acids)
Biological process (GO): chloride transport; transmembrane transport
Cellular component (GO): membrane
Molecular function (GO): voltage-gated chloride channel activity
Source: RefSeq, a predicted model, not a curated record